This is a messenger RNA of Blepharisma stoltei, 1724 nucleotides long. The record is from the annotation of a GenBank genome assembly. Lineage: Eukaryota; Ciliophora; Heterotrichea; Heterotrichida; Blepharismidae.
AUGGUAACAAAUGCUGCUAUGAAUCAAACUUUGCCAAAAUUAGACAAAGCCAGGUCAACUAAAAACAAUGCAAACUACAUAAAAGACAUUUACACUUCCCUUGAGAAGAGAAACCUAAAAAAUCCUUUAUUUGAAGUCCAAAACAAAUCUUUACUCCCCCCAUCCUUGAUCGAACGAUUGACUGUAAAAUUCCUAAAAAUUGUGAAAAUUAAACCCAUCCUUGAUUGAGCGAUUUUCAUAUCAUGAAAAUUUUUAUAUAUAUAAAAAUAUAUUAGUUAUCAAAAGCUUGGGAAGAUGUACCUAAUGAAGUUGUUAUCAGAGGCUUUGAGACGACAAGAAAGCUACGGAAUCAACCAUCCAAGUGCUUUAGUCAGCAAACUGAGCUUAAAAACUCAAUAAUCUAUAAAAUAGAGAUUCUUUAAAAUUUAAAGUUUUUAAUUCAAUAAGGAACCAAUUAAAAUUUAUACAGUUUAAAGGGGUGUAACCAAAAAAUAAAAAUAUUAAAAAUUGGUAUUCUUAUGAAAUUAAUUCAAUUUUUUGCUGUAAAAAUAAUUAUUAAAUACUCUUAACCAUCUUAUUUAAAAGUAUAUAAAAACAAUAUAUAUUUUUUUUUUAUAUAUAAAAUUUUUUAAAACCCCCAUCCUUGAUCGAACGAUUGCGAGCCGUUCGAUCAAUGAUGGGAGGGAGUUAGAACAAUUAUGUACAAAUGCAAAAAAGGAAUGGGAAGAAGAAAAAUCCCAAAUCGCGAAUUUUAAGCGGCAAAAGAAAAGUUUUAGCCAAAUAAUUACCCCAAAUGUCGCUAUUUGUAAAUUAAACCGGGAAAUGGAUAAUAUGACUCCCCAGCAAUUGAAAUCGUUUGAUGUGAAUGAAAAAUUUAAAACCCCAAUUAUUAAUUACAAAAACAGCAUGAUAUAGAAUAGGAAGAGAUAUGGAUUGGCUUGAACCAUCUUUACCUAUGAAAAAUUCAUCUUUUUGAUAUUAAUUUGAUUUCGACAUUUUUUAAAUAAUCAGAAUUGUAGGAAGUAAUAUAGGUCGAUCCAUUUCUAUGCUAGCGGUAUAAGAUAUAAUACGUCUGAAUCAAAUUUGCUGCCUAAAGCAUUUCUAACGCUAUCAUUUAUUCCUCAGUUUGAGGCUACUUUUAAUAGACCAAAACUAAAAAAACAUAAAGAAAUAAUUAAUUGUACAUCAUUUCCUGAACCAAUUAAGCCUAUAUAUCAUUUACAAAGAUCAGACAGCUAUUUAGCGAAUUUAAAGAUAAAAAAAGAAAAAAAUUAUUCUAAUUUGGGACAGUCACAAUCACUGAAUACAUCAGCAGAUGAUAUAGAGGAAAAGCAAAAUCCUUAUGUACCAUAUAGUUUUUCUCGGCCAAAUACCAAACUUUUGCGUAAAAAAUACGACAAUUUCUCAAGAAAAAAUACUAAAAUAGCAGAAAGUUCUUUUCUUUUACCUCUCUAUGGGCAAGAAAAAAAGUUUUCGGGUUUAUCCCCAAAUAAUAAGUAUUUUUUCAAUGAUUUUGUUUUUUCACUGAGGAGGAGUUAGAAGAAAGUGACAAUUCAUGUGAAAUUGAUUCAAAAAUUGAAGGCUGAGAUAAUCAUAAUUCGACCUUUGAUAUAGGCUCAGAUUUUAAGAUGUCAAAACUUCCUCCGCAUAGAAUGGCGAUAGAGAAUAAUAUUUUUUCAAAAAUCAGAAGAAAAAGAAAAAGACUAAAGCAGCUUAUUGCGUAA